ACCCACAACAAUUUGAAUUUUUCUAAAUGGCAACCAAUCCGUAUGUUAAAUCUCUAAUCUGGUUAGUUUGCGCAGGCGGUGGUGGCUACGGACUAUUGCGACUUACCGCGCCGUCAGAAGAGAAACUGGAGCGGAUAAGAGCGACCGGUGGCCCAGCACAUUUAACCGAAGAGGAACGUAAAAAGCUACUGUUUAUGCAACGUAUGCGUGACGCUGCUACCGGACAGGCACCACCAAUUUACUUGCAGAAAAAAGAAAAGUAAUCCACAAACAUCAGUAAUUUGAAAGUGUUUCCCCCAAAGUAUUGAAAGCCAGUCUGAAAAAUUCGACAAAUAACAUGAACGCUGAUCUACAAAGCAGCAACACCACAUUGAGUGGCGGUGACCAUGCCGACAUCAAGAAGGAGACCAUAUUGGAACGCCUAAACAAGCGGAAUAAGGAACGACAGAAUUUUUUGGAUGUUAAAUUA
Messenger RNA from Rhagoletis pomonella (apple maggot), 469 nucleotides. RefSeq lists its product as uncharacterized. The coding region runs from base 27 to 263 and encodes 78 amino acids. The record is from RefSeq and is a predicted model, not a curated record. Lineage: Eukaryota; Metazoa; Arthropoda; Insecta; Diptera; Tephritidae. The transcript has a single exon. Gene Ontology annotation, biological process: mitochondrial respiratory chain complex III assembly.